This is a messenger RNA of Hemibagrus wyckioides, 1497 nucleotides long. It is a transcript of the gene rasd1, whose product is annotated as RAS, dexamethasone-induced 1. The coding region runs from base 127 to 918 and encodes 263 amino acids. The transcript has 2 exons. Lineage: Eukaryota; Metazoa; Chordata; Actinopteri; Siluriformes; Bagridae. Gene Ontology annotation, molecular function: GTPase activity; GTP binding. The record is from RefSeq and is a predicted model, not a curated record.
ACACUCUCCCUCCAAGUUACACCUGACAUUUCAGCAAACACAUUAUCUUAUUUCUGAAGCGAAGGGAUAUUACAUAAACUCGGGACUGUCGAUUCUGCGCAUUUAGUGCACUAAUAACUCACAGCCAUGAUUAAGAAAAUGUCUCCCUCAGAAAACGAGUUUGACAUCCCGGCGAAAAACUGCUACAGGAUGGUUAUUCUGGGCUCGACUAAAGUUGGCAAGUCGGCUAUAGUGUCCCGGUUCCUCACUGGAAGGUUUGAUGACCAAUACACACCGACCAUAGAAGACUUUCACAGAAAACUUUACAGCAUCAGAGGAGAUGUCUACCAACUGGAUAUUUUGGACACCUCGGGAAAUCAUCCUUUUCCUGCUAUGAGGAGACUAUCGAUACUGACAGGUGACGUAUUCGUCCUGGUUUUCAGUCUGGACAACCGAGAAUCGUUUAACGAAGUGCAGCGCCUGAAGCGUCAGAUCUACGAGACUAAGUCGUGCCUGAAAAACAAGACAAAGGAGAAUAUGGCCGUGCCGUUGGUGAUCUGUGGAAAUAAAGGAGACCGCGAGUUCCAGCGCGAAGUGGCACGUGCGGAGAUCGAGCAGCUCGUGGCCGGGGAUGAGCAGUGCGCCUACUUCGAGAUCUCUGCUAAGCGCAACACCAACGUGGACCUGAUGUUCCGCCGACUCUUCGCCAUGGCCAAGCUGCCCAACGAGAUGAGUCCUGACCUGCACCGCAAGGUCUCAGCGCAGUACUGCGACAUGCUACACCGCAAGUCAUUUAAGGGCAAGAAGCCGAAAGACUGUGAUGCGUACGGUGUGGUUGCGCCUUUCGCACGCCGCCCGAGCGUGCACAGCGACCUCAUGUACAUAAAGGAAAAGGCGGUCGGUGGUGCCCACGGCAAGGACAGGUGUGUCAUCAGCUAAGCGCGUCACUCCGAAAAUCUGAAAUUACUCAGGAUGAGUUGUUGAACUGAACGCCGGACGGAAUUGCGCGCGCGAACGGAGAAGCGUAGAGCAGAAGUGCACGGCCCAACUCCUCAUCUGGACGCCCUGUGGUCGUGCGCUUCAUUAAACCUGCGAGAAUCCCCUUGGCGGAGUGUUGACUGUUCGGUUCACUCAGAGCGCUCGGUAGUCUCGAUUAGCUUCUUGUGAGAAAAUAGUGCUUGUUCCAUCUGCAUCUGGACAUGGUGAACUACGCCACGCGCGCAGAGCUGCAGUGUUGAAUUACCUGCUAGUGUUUACAUUUUUAUAUGUUUUUUUUAUCAAAUAAUUGGAUAUGAUAUUUGCUUUUUGAACAAACUGUUGUGGAUGUUUAUUUAUACUUUCUAUGAGUGUAAAUGUUUAAAAAAAGAAAUAAACAAACUGGCGACUGAAUAUAUCCCUUUUCCUCCAGUCAUUACUACUCUGCAGAGGGUUUAGUACUCGGUUUUCAGUGAACACACACGCUAAUGAAUAAUGAGUAAAAUGGAAAAAGUAAAAAACAAAAGACACUAAUUGUUAUAG